Messenger RNA from Onychostruthus taczanowskii (white-rumped snowfinch), 4152 nucleotides. RefSeq names its product ankyrin repeat and kinase domain containing 1 (gene ANKK1). Gene Ontology annotation, molecular function: ATP binding; protein kinase activity; protein binding. Lineage: Eukaryota; Metazoa; Chordata; Aves; Passeriformes; Passeridae. The transcript has 12 exons. The record is from RefSeq and is a predicted model, not a curated record. Gene Ontology annotation, cellular component: cytoplasm. Gene Ontology annotation, biological process: protein phosphorylation. Bases 1 to 4152 code for a protein of 1383 amino acids.
AUGUCCCACCCUCUGGAGAAUGUAUCCCACCCUCUGGAGAUGUCCCACCCUAUGGAGGACAUAUCCCACCUCCUGGAGAAGGUGUCCCACCCUCAGGAGGAGAUGUCCCACUCUCUGGAGAAGGUGUCCCACCUUCUGGAGAACAUAUCCCACCCUCUGGAGGAGAUGUUCCACCCUCAGAAGAACCUAUCCCAUCCUCUGGAGAACAUAUCCCACCCUAUGGAGAAUGCAUCCUACACUCUGGAGGUGUCUCAUCCUCUGGAGAAGGUAUCCCACCCUCUGGAGGAGAUGUUCCGUGCUCUGGAGGUGUCUCACCCUCUGGAGAAGGUAUCCCAUCCUCAGGAAAACGUAUCCCACACUCUGGAGAACACAUCCCACCCUCUGGAGGAGAUGUUCCACGCUCUGGAGGGGUCUCACCCUCUGGAGAAGGUGUCCCACCCUCUGGAGAAUGUAUCCCAUGCUCUGGAGAAGGUGUCUCACCCUCUGGAGAUGUCCCACCCUCUGGAGAAUGUAUCCCACCCUCUGGAGAUGUCCCACCCUCUGGAGAACGCAUCCUACACUCUGGAGAACCUAUCCCAUCCUCUGGAGAACAUAUCCCACCCUCAGGAGAAUGUAUCCUACGCUCUGGAGGUGUCCCACCCUCUGGAGAACGUAUCCCACCCUCUGGAGGAGAUGUUCCACACUCUGGAGGUGUCUCACCCUCUGGAGAAGGUAUCCCACACUCUGGAGAACACAUCCCACCCUCCGGAGGAGAUGUUCCACGCUCUGGAGGAGUCCCACCCUCAGGAGAACGUAUCCCACCCUCUGGAGGAGAUGUCCCACCCUCUGGAGAAGGUGUCCCCCCCUCUGGAGGAGGAUGCCACGGAACCAGACCGUGGUCACUCCAGCCCUGGCACUGCUGCCCGCCCCCCCAGACCCACAGCAGCUGCUGUGGCCGCUGCCAGGCUCGCUGAUGAGGGCACAGCUGAGCCCGCUGGCCAUGGCAGGGACCCGGAGCCCCUUCCCCGGGUGCCCCCGGGCCCGCAGAGCCCCCGCAGCCCCGCCGGGAGCCGGGCUCGGACAGCGCCGGGGCAGCCCGGGCUGGGGGCUGCGGGCUCGACCCCGGGGCUGCUGCCGGGCACGGAGCAGGAGAGCAGGACCGGGGAGGUGACAGACGGAGCAGCUGAAGGCUUGGGGACAGCGGUGACCCUGGAGCCCGGAGCGCUGCGGAGCGACUGGCACCAGAGCAGGGCGCUGCGCUCGGAUGUCACCGCGCUGGACGGCCUCGCCGUCGUCAGCGACUCCUGCGGCGCCGGGAACCACUCGGUGCGGCUGAGCCUGAGCCCCGCAGGGGACACAGCCCGCGGGGAGCCGGGCUCGGAGCGGCCCCACGACACCUUCGUGGCCCUGGUGGCCCUGCAGAGCGACAGCAGCCAGGCCCUGCUGCAGCUGCACUCGUGCUGCGUGUCCCCCUCGGCCACCCCCGGCGCUGCGGGGGCCCAGUGCUGCCUCUUCCGCAGGCUGCCCUUGGAGUGCAGACACAUCCAGCUGCUGGAGGGUGGCAGCUCCAGAGCCGCCAGCUUCUCCAUCCAGCUGUUCCAGAUGCUGAACCACUCCGUGGCCUACCUGCACUGCGAGCUGAGGGUCUGCCUGCCAGGCCAGCCGGGAUGUGAACAGGGCUGCUUGGAAAGUGUGGAGCCCCUCGCCCAGCCCAGUGACAGGACCAGCCAUGGAAACCUGCACAAUCUGGUGUCCCUCGGGCCCGUCUGGAGGAUGAACAACAGGUUUCUGUUGAAGCCAGUAGAAGGCAGCAGAGCCAGCUGUGCCAUGGGCACGGAGCGGGGCGGGCAGCUGGGCAGCCUGACCGUGUUCAGCAGGGAGGAUUUUGAGGAUGAGUGGCUGAAGGUGGCCAGCGGGGGCUUUGGCCACGUGUACCAGGUGAAGCACAGGAGGUGGAGGACGGUCUACGCGGUGAAGUGCUCCCCGUACCUGCUGCAGGACUCCAGCCUCGACAGGACCAGCAUGAACUGUCUAAUGGAGGAGGCAAGCAAGAUGGAGAAAAUCAAAUUCCAGCACAUUGUCACCAUCUACGGGGUGUGCAACAGCCCUCUGGGGAUAGUGAUGGAAUACAUGGCCAGGGGGUCCUUGGAGAGGAUCCUUCCCACCCACAGAAUGUCCUGGCAGCUGAAAUUCCGGGUGAUCCAUGAGAUGGGCUUGGCCAUGAAUUUCCUGCACAGCAUGAGCCCUCCCCUGCUGCACUUGGAUCUGAAGCCAGGGAACGUUCUCCUGGAUGGGAACAUGCACGUCAAGAUCUCCGACUUUGGGCUGUCCAAGUGGAUGGAGCAAUCCAGCAGGAUGCAGUACAUCGAGAGCUCAGCUCUGAGGGGCACCCUGAGCUACAUCCCCCCCGAAAUGUUCCUGCAGAACAGCAAACCCCCGGGGAUCAAGUACGAUGUGUACAGCUUCGGCAUCGUCAUCUGGGAGGUGCUCAUGCAGAAAAAGCCUUACACAGGGGCCAACAUGAUGGCCAUCAUCGUGAAGGUGGCAGCGGGGAAGAGGCCGGGGCUGGAGCUCGUCAGGGACGACUGGCCCGGGGAGUGCCACCAGAUGGUCGACCUGAUGAAGAGGUGCUGGGACCAGGACCCCAAGCAAAGGCCCAGCUUUGCAGAUAUCCCUGUGGAGACCGACGUGCUGCUGGCUCUGAUCCAGAGCCUGGUGCAGGACCCGGAGAACGAGCGCCUGGUCAGGAAGAUGUCCCACAAACCGGCCAUCUCCAGGAGCCAGCAGGGUGACAAAGAGGAGUUCACCUUCCCCCGAGACACCAGGAGUGGGGGAAAGGACCCUCAGGAGGUUCCUCUCCCACCUCCACACGGGGAGGCCGGCAGCCCCGAGGAGCUGGGGCCCGAGGAGCUGGGCAGGGUGCAGGAGAACGGCCUGACCCUUCUGCACCUGCUGGUGCUGCAGGGCAACGUGGGCAGGGUGCGCUUCCUGCUGGGCCGCGGGGCCGGCGUCAACGGCGCGGCGGGCGGCGGCUGCACCCCGCUGCUGCUGGCCGUGCAGCGCCGGCUCCCCGAGAUCUGCUCCGUCCUCAUCGAGCACGGCGCCGACGUCAACGCGGCCGACGAGGACGGCUGGAGCCCGCUGCACUUCGCGGCCCAGCACGGCGACGACCGCACCGUGCGGCUGCUGCUGGACCACCAGGCCCGCGUGGACGCCCAGGAGCACGACGGGUGGACCCCGCUGCACCUGGCGGCGCAGAACAACUUCGAGAACGUGGCGCGGGUGCUGCUGUCGCGCCAGGCCGACUCCAACACGCAGGAGGUGGACGGCAAGACCGCCCUGCACGUGGCCGCGUGCUUCGGGCACGUCGGCCUGGUCAAGCUGCUGGCCAGCCAGGGGGCCGACCUGGAGAGGAAGCAGAAGAACCUCAGGACCCCGCUGCACGUGGCCGUGGAGAGGGGAAAGUUCAGGGUGGUGCAGUAUCUGCUGAAGAACGGCAUCUCCGUCAACAGCCUGGACCAGAACCACUACAGCGCCCUGCACCUGGCCGUGGUCAGGGGCAAGUACCUGAUCUGCGAGAAACUCAUCAAAUACGGGGCCAACGUGGAGCUGAGGACGGACAAAGGCUGGACCGCCCUGCACCUGGCCUCCUUCAAGGGGCACAUCGAGAUCAUCCGGCUGCUGAAGGGCAGCCGCGCCCGGCUGGACGCCAAGGGCAGCAUGGACUGGACGCCGCUGCACCUGGCCACGCGCUACGGCGACGAGCCGGCGGUCGGCGAGCUGCUGCGCUGCGGGGCCGACCCCAACACGGCCGAGAGGUCCCACUGGGCCCCCCUGCACUUCGCCGUGCUCAGGGGCUCCUUCCUCGGCGUCAUCAACCUCCUGGAGUGCCGGGCCGACGUCAACGCCAGGAACAAGGUGGGCUGGACCCCGCUGCACCUGGCGGUGCUCAAGGGCAACAUGGCCAUCGUCAAGACCCUGCUGAAGGCAGGGGCGCUGCUGGACGUGGAGGACAUCGCCGGGUGCACGGCCCUGCAGCUGGCCGUGAGGCACCAGCGGGAGAACAUCAUCACCCUGCUCCAGGAGGCCUCGGGGGGCAAACCCGGGAACAGGACUGUGAGCGAGGCGAAGAUGCCCAGACCCAGGCUUAUCCCAGGAAGGACAGAUCUGUAA